UCAAAAAUUGCAGAUCGCUUCAGGACUGCAACGACAUGAAAUUAUCGACCGAAGAUUUCGUUCUGUUACCAGGAUAUGCUGUCAUUGUCGUUAUUGGAAUAAUAGGAAACUUUCUCAUCUUAGCUGUCGUGAAAAGGAAACGCUACAUGCAUACUACAACAAACUUUCUCCUCGCCAAUCUCGCUCUAGCCGAUUUAUUAACAUUGUUGUGGUGUAUUCCAGGAAUCUUACUGAAAGACUUAAUCACACACCCCAAUGGCCUACUUGGAGACAUUCUGUGCAAGUUUGUCACCAUGCAACACAUGGCCGGAAUAUCGCUUCUGGUCGCCGGGCUGACACUCACUCUAGUGUCUGUUGAGCGGUAUAACGCGCUGGUAAACCCUUUGAACGCCAGCUUGCGGCUCACGAAAGAAAAUGUCAAAUAUCCGAUCGUUGCCAUGUGGAUGUUUGCGUUCAUCUUUGUGCUGCCCCUAUUUGUUUUCGAGGAUUGGGACGAGAUGCAGAAUAGGUGUAUUAUGCUCUGGAAGAAGCCAUCAGCGACCAUUUAUUGGUCAAUUUUAACGUUGAUUAUUUUUCUCGCGUUUGUAUUAGUCUGCUUCUGCUAUCUCAAUAUAAUCAGGGGAUUGUAUUUUACAAAGCAAAUCUGCGCAGAAAGUUUAAAGUGUUGUUCAGAAGAGGAGAUGCAAGCCAAGUGUAAAAUCGUCAAGCUUUCGAUCACCAUCACAGUUAUUUUCCUCGUCUGUUUCUUCCCUUUCGUUGUUGCCACAGUCUCUGAUAAAAUUUCAGCGGAGGACGUAUUUUAUAAGAUCGCCUACUUUCUGGUUUAUUGCAGUUGUUGCGUAAAUCCAAUUUGCUACGCAGUUCAAAGCACAAAUUACAGAAAUGCAUUCAGGGAAACUAUCCGUAAAAGAUCGACCACUAAACAAACGGAACAAGCAGUGUAAAAGGUAACUGGUCACUUACCCCCACCCCCUUGCGAUGUUGUGCAAGUCACGUUGGUGCUAUCCUAAGUGACCUCAAUCCAGGAGUAGUCACAUUCUUCUUAAGUGUCGUCAAACAUCUAGUCAUAAAUUAUACUCUACUUAAUAUGAAUAGACAACGAGAUGAUGAAGUAUGAAAAAUGCUUGGUUAUGAAUACUAUUAGUCAUUUUUCUCAAGGAACUAAGUUGCUAUGAGACGAAGAAAAGAUAAUUAAACUUGAACAACAGGCAUU
Messenger RNA from Pocillopora verrucosa, 1213 nucleotides. RefSeq names its product somatostatin receptor type 5-like. Gene Ontology annotation, molecular function: neuropeptide Y receptor activity. Lineage: Eukaryota; Metazoa; Cnidaria; Anthozoa; Scleractinia; Pocilloporidae. The record is from RefSeq and is a predicted model, not a curated record. Gene Ontology annotation, biological process: G protein-coupled receptor signaling pathway. Gene Ontology annotation, cellular component: plasma membrane.